Messenger RNA from Lolium rigidum, 999 nucleotides. RefSeq lists its product as uncharacterized. The record is from RefSeq and is a predicted model, not a curated record. The transcript is spliced from 3 exons. Lineage: Eukaryota; Viridiplantae; Streptophyta; Magnoliopsida; Poales; Poaceae. Bases 53 to 649 code for a protein of 198 amino acids.
ACCAAGGUGGAUCACCAAGAAGCAAGCUCUUGGAUUGUUAUAUAAUGCACAGAUGUUUUCAGUCAGUGAUGUCAGUGAAGAUACUAAGAAGGAUGGUUUAAUCUGUGUGAUUGAUUCUACCAAGUGCCCGAUAUCUAGUGCAUUAGGAGGGUAUAGUGUUCUUGCAAAUGUGCAAUCUUCUGAGAAGUUCAUUGGUAAAAUGAAGGAAAAAGGAGUGGAAAUUGAUUGGUUUGAAGUAAGAGGAAAACUUUGGUCGAGACGGAGACUUGUUCUGAGGGGGGGUGAUGGCAUGUUUCAUCUGCUGCAGUGGAAACAGCAUCAUAACACAGAGACAACGGGUGCUGCUGCGGCCGUUACGGGUGAAGCACACGAGCUGCCACAUGGGAACUCUGGAGCCAGUACUUCGGGUGAAACGACACAGGGGCUGGGACUGGAGAUGAAGGCUUUAAUUCAGAAUGUGUGUUUGCAGUUUGAUCAGUUCCAAGCGACGGUCUCAAUACAACUAUCUGAGAUCAACAGUAAUAUUCAGAGAAUUGAUAGUCGUGUUCAGUCUAUUGAGCAGCAGCUCAGCUCAACUCCCACCAUGGGAUCGACACUGACAGGCCGGCAAUCAAGCAGCGGCAGUGGUGAGGACAAAGAGGGGGUCUAGGCAAAAUUUUACACUGAAGAGAAUGUCAGCUCCUACGACUUACAGCUGCUCACGCUUUGCACUUGUACAUACGCUCAAACUCAAAUGAAAGUGGAGGGACACGGAUAGUUUUGGUGUAGCUCAAACUUGGUGCUUUUCUUCACUCACUACCUAGUAUCAAAUGAUACAGUAAGGGGCUUAUUUCUAGUACUAGUCAGCUGCAAGGACCAGCUCACAUACUACUCUUCUAGUGUGAACUCUUGACUAGUGAAAGCCAGGAAGUCAGGCCACUUAUCUACUGCAGUGCUAUUCUGACAUUCUAUUCUGACAUGUACAUUAACACCUUAUCUUGUCUUGCUGCUAUUUGCUCA